This is a messenger RNA of Aureobasidium pullulans EXF-150, 2470 nucleotides long. Its product is annotated as actin-like ATPase domain-containing protein. Gene Ontology annotation, biological process: double-strand break repair; regulation of DNA-templated transcription. Lineage: Eukaryota; Fungi; Ascomycota; Dothideomycetes; Dothideales; Saccotheciaceae. The record is from RefSeq and is a predicted model, not a curated record. The transcript is spliced from 4 exons. Gene Ontology annotation, cellular component: Ino80 complex. Bases 85 to 2196 code for a protein of 703 amino acids.
GAGCAAUCCUCCAAAUCAACCCCUUCCAUUGCGGCGGCAAACAAAUAAUAAUAUAUCCGUUACCCGCAAGUCGCGCCGCAUACGAUGGCUUCAUCUAAUGGUCCGAUGAAUUCCCCCUUUGAACAGGUUCCGAAGGUUGUCAAUAAGAAGAAUUACUACACUGACUUCUUGAAGCGCGAUGAGCAAUUCCUCGCAUUCCGCCUACAAGGCGAAGAGAACCGCAAUCGCAUGAUCAAAGCCGCGCGUGAUAAGGACCGUGCAAUGGCUCAGGCGGCUUCAAAUGGUGUCUCUGCUGACGCGGCUCAAGCUGAGUUGGACGAGGAUGCUGCUGUCGAUGAAGCCGCUGAAGCUGAAGCCUUUGGCUCCAAGACGAUUGUCAUCCACCCUGGCAGUCGCAAUCUUCGCAUUGGCCUUGCGACAGACGCCUUGCCCAAGACUAUCCCUAUGGUCAUCGCACGCAAGUCAUCGCAUGCAGAAGACGAGGAGCCUGGUGCCGAGCCCAGACCGAAAAGAGUUAAACUUCAAGAUGGCAGUGCAGCAGAGCCUUCAGGUGAGAGCGCAUUUGGUGACGAAUUCGCAAAGGAGUACAUGAACAUGGCUGCCGACUUCAAAAUCUACCGACGCAACAACAAGCGUCGUGUCUUGCCCAACUCGCGCGAAUUGGUUGUUAACUGGAACUCACGCAAUGCCCCAGAAACAAUUUCUGAGCACAACGAUCCCCAGCGUGUGGACUGGACAGAGAUUGAAUCACCGGCACCGGAGUAUCUUACUGGACAUGCGGCAAUGAGAAUACCACAACACUCCAAACCGCGCUACCGCCUUUACUGGCCUCUCAGAUAUGGUUGGCUCAACGAGCAGGACUACUCCAGCAAGUCUGUACUACUACGUGACUUCUUCCGCAUCAUCGAAGAAGCCAUUAAGAACGAGCUCCACCUGGAUCGCAAGCGAGACUGGGCUCAGUACUCAUGCGUGUUUGUGAUUCCGGACUUGUAUGAGAAGGUGUUCGUGACCUCUAUCUUGGAGGACUUGUUUAGAGAUUUUGGCUUCCAACGGGUCUGCUUCAUUCAAGAAAGUCUGGCAGCGACUUUUGGAGCCGGAUACUCAAGCAGUUGUAUUGUCGAUGUAGGUGCGCAAAAGACAUCUAUCUGCUGUGUUGAAGAAGGCAUGUGUGUCGAAAACUCGCGGAUCAACCUCAAGUUUGGUGGAGAAGACGUCACAGAGACUUUCAUCAAGAUGAUGCUUUUCGACCAUUUUAACUACGCUAACAUGGACCUUCUAAAGAGACAUGAUUAUUUGCUUGCAGAGGAGCUCAAGCAGAAGUUCUGCACGCUCGAAGAUGCACAUAUCAGUGUCCAGCUUUACGAGUUUCAUCUGCGCGCUUUCGGUCAGGAUACUCGCAAAUACCAGUUCAAGACGUAUGACGAAGUGAUGCUGGCACCGAUGGGCUUCUUCCGACCAACAAUCUUUGAUAAUGCCGACAAACUUCUAGGCAGGCGCAAGCUUAUUGGACGAUCCACUGACACAUAUGAUGACAAACCCAACGAUCCCAUGUCGCUCGCUCAACUACAGGUCUACAAAUACUCAUCCGUCAAUGUGCCCUCGGGGGUAGCAGAUUCGACGUCGACACCUGCACCUGGUGGAGUACCUGCAACACCUAGCAAGCCACUGAACCUUGACCGCUUGGCGCACCUCGCCGAGGUGGCUGAUAGCACGCCACGCUCUUCUCCGGCAGGUUCGCCUGCUCCUGAGGACACUGCAACACCAGCACCUGGAGCUGGAGACGCUACCCCGGCUGUGGCAGGUGCUGCCAUCGAAGGUGCUCAGCCCGAGACCGAAGGUGUUCUGCCUCUUAUGCCACUGGAUCAGGCAAUUGUUGCUUGUAUCACUGAAGGCGCCAAAGGAGACGAAAAGAAGACGCGCGACUUUUUCGGUGGUAUCAUGGUUAUCGGUGGUGGCAGCAAAACUUACAACUUCAAUGUCUACCUUGAGCAGAGACUUCGCGCAUUACAGCCGAACUUCCAAAAGGAGAUUCUUGUUGGACCUCCUCCCAGAGAGUUGGAUCCUCAAGUUUUGGUCUGGAAGGGUGGUAGUGUGUUUGGCAAGAUGAGAGGCACAAACGACAGCUGGAUCGGACAAUUGGAGUUCGACAGACUCGGUGCUAGAAUUCUGAACCAGAAGUGUAUGUGGGCAUACUAGUGGACGUCAAAUGAUUCAGUCAUGGAGACAUUCGAUUAGACCUCAAAGAAGACACAAUUUUUUACUCAGUUCUUCGAUACCACAAUCGAGCAUCCGCAGCUACCUCCACAAGGGGUCUUGAAUGGGGCAAAAAUAGGUGCGGCUAUGUAUGGUGCCCGGCAUCCUUGAAAAUACAGCUGUGCAAAUUCAGCAUGGUUUCAGAGAUAGCGACACAUCCAGAUCGACGUAUAUCCUGGUCCCGCUAGUACCUUCAUUAAUACACGUAUCUGAUCGC